CUGUUCCUUAAAUGGUACAAGGAAAAAGAUAAGCAGCAUAUUUUGGUUAUAAUAUUUAGUUAUAGUAUAUGCCAUAAACACAUUAUUCAUGCACACCAAAAUGUUAUCAGUUUUUAUAAAUAUGAUGUUUAUUAAUGUCGCUUGCAGUCCUGAAAUCUAUCUCUAAAAUGAGUGUUGAUAAGGAGAGCUGUAAGGGGGAUGUUCAGUACCAGAGAGCACCAUGUCAGGAGCCCAGCUGUGUGUCUAUGAAGAGUGAGAACUCAAUGUAUCAAACCCAUGAAUUCAGGAAUGAAGCAGUGACCUCUGACACCAGAAUGAGACAGACAGCAGCAUCUCCAGUAUCCAGCUGUGUGUCUAUGAAGAGUAAUGACUCCAUUGUUCAGCCUCCUAAUCUCAGUAAUGGAACAGUGACAUCUAACCCUGUUGAUGAACAUAAUGAUCUGGUGAAAUCUGUGAAUCAUCUGACCUGCACUUCCUUAGUGGAGACCAACAUCAGGCACCAGAGAAUCAAAGACACUCACAAAACAUGCAUGAAGAACAAAUAUGAGAGCUUAUUUGAAGGAGUCAAAUUACGAAAGAAUCAAACUUUACUGAACAGAAUCUACACACAGCUCUACAUCACAGAAAGAGAGAGUGAAGGAGUGAGUGAAGAACAUGAGGUUGUACAGAUGGAGAACAUACAGAGACCACAACAGUCACAAGACACUCCAAUCCACUGCAAUUACAUCUUUAAACCCUUACCUGAACCAGGAUGUGAGGAGAAAGACCAAAUCAAGACUGUUCUUACUAAAGGCAUCGCUGGAAUUGGAAAAACUGUCUCUGUGCAGAAGUUCAUUCUGGACUGGGCCGAGGGAAAAGCCAAUCUGGAUGUAGAUUUCAUGUUUGUGCUUCCAUUUCGAGAACUGAACUUGAUUAAAGAUCACCAGUACAGUCUUCACAGACUUCUGCUGGACUUUCAUCCUGAACUUCAAGAUCUGGACUCAGAGAUUUAUGAGGAGUGUAAAGUUGUGUUCAUCUUUGAUGGUCUGGAUGAAAGCAGAAUCACACUGAUGUUUUCAGACGCUCAGAAAGUUUGUGAUGUGACUGAGACUUCAUCAGUGGCUGUGUUGAUGUCAAAGCUCAUGAAAGGAGAGCUGCUUCCCUCUGCUCUCAUAUGGAUCACCUGCAGACCAGCAGCAGCCAAUCAGAUCCCCUCCAAAUACAUCCACCGUCUGACAGAAAUUCAGGGAUUCAAUGAGCCUCAGAAGGAGGAAUAUUUCAGGAAGAGAAUCACUGACCAGCAUCAAGCCAGCAGAAUCAUCUCACACAUCAGAAGAGCAAGAAGCCUCCACAUCAUGUGCCACAUCCCCGUCUUCUGCUGGAUCUCAUCCACUGUGCUUCAGAAGCUCCUGGAAGAAGAUCUGAGUGCAGAAAUCCCUCAAACUCUGACUGAAAUGUACAUCCACUUCCUGCUGAUUCAGAUCAACAUGAGGAACCAGAAGUAUGAAGAGAGAGAUCCAGAGAAACUCCUGCAGUCCAACAGAGAAGUGAUUGUGAAACUUGCUGAAGUGGCUUUCAAACAGCUGAUGAAGGGCAAUGUGAUGUUCUAUGAGGAGGACCUGAUUGAGAGCGGCAUAGACCUCACUGACGCCUCAGUGUAUUCUGGGAUUUGCACUGAGAUCUUUAAGCAGGAAUCUGUGAUUCAUCAGAGGAAAGUCUACAGCUUCAUUCAUCUGAGCUUUCAGGAGUUUCUUGCUGCUUUCUAUGUGUUUUACUCCCAUAUAGUCAAGAACACAAAAUCACUGCAGUUAUUUCAGGGUCAUAAAUAUGAAAGGUACAGGUCUGAGGAGAACUCUCUGUGUGAACUACUAAAAACAGCUGUUUAUAAAACCCUUGAGAGUGAAAAUGGACACUUAGAUCUCUUUUUCCGAUUCCUGCUGGGCAUCUCACUGGAUUCCAAUCAGAGACUCUUAGAAGAUCUACUGACAAGAACAGAGAACUGCCCAGAGAGCAUUAGAAAAACCACACAGUACAUUAAAGACAAAAUCAAAGAUGGACGUAAUCUCUUUGCUAACAGGUCCAUCAGAUUGCUCCUCUAUCUGCUUGAAAUGAAGGAUCAGACUCUGUAUAGAGAGAUUCAUGAUUUCGUGAAAUCAGACAAACACUCAGAGGAUAACCUCUCUGCUGCGCACUGUUCAGCAAUAGCUUACAUGUUUCAGAUGUCAGAGAAGGUGCUGGAUGAGCUUGACCUCAAGAAAUACAACACAACAGAGGAGGGCAGAAGAAUACUGAUGCCAGCUGUGAACAACUGCAGAAAAGCUUUACUUGCAGGCUGUAAUCUCACUGAUGAAUGCUGUGAAAUUGUGAGCUCAGUUCUACAAUCAUCAGAUUCUCUUCUGAGAGAGCUGGACCUGAGUAACAAUAACCUGCAGGACAGAGAGAAGAGUCCACAGAGUCAACUGAAACAACAGAGACUUAUAUACUGUAAUCACACUGAUGAAUGCUGUAAAAGUGUGGCUUCAGUUCUACAAUCAUCAGACCCUCUUCUGAGAGAGCCGGACCUGAGUAACAAUAACCUGCAUGAAUCAGGAGAGAACGGUCCACAGUUUCAACUGGAGAAACGGAGACUUGCUGUCUUCAAACUCCUAGAUAAAUCAUUUGAAGAUUUCGCUUUAGUUUCACAACCAUCAAAUUACCUGCAGAGAGAUCCAUGUAACAAUGAUCAGCAGUAUUCAGGAAUGGAGCUGCUUUCUGCUGGCCUGAUGAGUCCUUACUGUAAACUGCAGAUUCUGAGACUGGCAAUCUGUAAUCUCACUGAUCAAUCCUGCAAAGGCUUGUCCUCAGCGCUUCAGUCAUCAAACUCAUCACUGAGAGAGCUGGACCUGAGUAACAAUGACCUGCAGAAUUCAGGAGUGAAAUUUCUCUGUGCUGGACUGAGGAGUUCAAACUGUACACUGAAGACACUGAGGUUAUCUGGCUGUAUGGUGACAGAGGAAGGGUGUUGUUAUCUGGCUUCAGCUCUGAGGUCAAACCCCUCACACCUGAGAGAACUGGAUCUGAGCUACAAUCACCCAGGAGACUCUGGAGUGAAGCUGCUCUCUGAUCUACUGGAGGAUCCACACUGUAAACUGGAGAAACUCAAUGUGGAUCAUGCUGGAGAUGUCAUGAUUAUAGCAGGACUACGCAAAUAUGCCUGUGAUCUCACAUUGGAUCCAAACACAGUAAACAUUCAUCUCUGUCUGUCUGAGCAGAACAGAAAGGUGACACGUUUGGAGGAGCAGCAGUCCUAUCCUGAUCAUCCAGAGAGAUUUGAUUACUUUCCUCAGGUUGUGUGUAGAGAGAGUCUGUCGGGACGGUACUACUGGGAGGUCGAAUGGAGCGGGUGGAGGGGGGCAGUUAUAUCAGUGGCACAUAAAGGAAUGAGCAGGAAAGGAGGAAGUGAUGAUUGUAGGUUUGGAUUCAAUGAAAAGUCCUGGAGCCUUGAUUGCUCUGAUGAGAUUUUCACUGUCUGGCACAAUAAAAAAAGCACUGACAUACCCAUCCCAUUCUCCUCUAAGAGAGUAGGACUGUUUCUGGACUGGCAGGAUGGCACUCUGUCCUUCUACAGCGUCUCUGACACACACACACUCACACACUUACACACAUUUUACUCCACAUUCACUGAACCCCUCUGUGCUGGAUUUAGAGUUUUUAUUGACUCUUCAGUGUCUUUGUGUCAGAUUCAACAGCCUCCACACACUGCUAAUCUUGUCAGUGAAGUUUCAUUAAAGACAGAAAAUGAAAAUUAUGACAACAAUUAAACAGUUU
Molecule: messenger RNA, 3786 nt
Organism: Sinocyclocheilus rhinocerous
Lineage: Eukaryota; Metazoa; Chordata; Actinopteri; Cypriniformes; Cyprinidae
Product: NACHT, LRR and PYD domains-containing protein 12-like
Exons: 11
Coding region: 135-3779 (1214 amino acids)
Molecular function (GO): protein binding
Source: RefSeq, a predicted model, not a curated record